Molecule: messenger RNA, 2682 nt
Organism: Varroa destructor (honeybee mite)
Lineage: Eukaryota; Metazoa; Arthropoda; Arachnida; Mesostigmata; Varroidae
Gene: bwa
Product: alkaline ceramidase
Biological process (GO): phytosphingosine biosynthetic process; ceramide metabolic process
Cellular component (GO): endoplasmic reticulum membrane
Molecular function (GO): N-acylsphingosine amidohydrolase activity
Source: RefSeq, a predicted model, not a curated record
CUCGCUCAACCCGCUAGUUGCCCUUACCUAUUACUUCGGUUGUUUAUUGGUUUGAGUUACUGCCGCUCCUGCCGCCUCAUCCGCGGCUACCACUACAUCCUACACCCGUCGCUUAUCGGCGGGUCCUCUUUUCCAUACGAGGAUAGGACAGGGAAGCAACAAGGUCCGAGAGCGCCCAUGGUCCGUUUAUUCCCGCCGUUACAAAUCGCUGACACUAGUGAGCAUUGCUAACAUCAACCAGGACUAUCUCUGCGGCUGCUAUUCUGGCCAGUGAAGACGAAAAGCCCCUGGGCCGCCACCACAUGGAAGAGAAUUAGCAGAACGAAAGCACAUUAUAUCUGCAGGCCGCCCAUUGUAGUCACCAUCGUAACGCAAAGCGACAACUAUUAGUAGGCAAAGUUUUGGCACGAUCGGCAGCAGAACAUCCAAGAACCGGAAAGUAGUAAUCGGGUCGCAGAGAUUUGUGGACACCAAUUAGGAUAAGCGAACAGUUCAAAAAAUCGACAGUCGGAGCGACACCCGAAAAAACCGACGAGCGAACAGACGAGAUGUUCAAUGCUGCAUUGUUAUAGGUGGACAAUGCUGCUGCAGCUAGAAGUUGCAGGAACUGGCAAUAGUUGGUAGUACUAGUAAUAAUAUUAAGACUCAAUGACCAGUGACGAUUGAAUAGAGCUAGGAGGAUUCGGGAAGGCUCUUGCUGAUGAACAUCUCUUUCCGGGGGUCAAAUCGACACUGACGGCUUUCGCGCUGAUCGACAAUUGGAUGCUGCCUGAAGCAGACUUUGUAUGCGGUGCCUCAAAAAAAAUCUUUUUGUGUCAGCGGAUACUGUUCGUGAUGUUGAUUAGUGCUCCUUUCUCUGCCGUUCGCAGUGUGUGGAACCGUAUCGAUGUUGCAGAGGUCGCAGUUGAAAAAACGCAAACCUUGUGUUUUAAACUCUCAGUAUGUUGAGAACAGACCACUGAGUACCUGCGGCAGGGAUUUUCACGACGGCAAAGUGAAAGAAAAUAGGUGAAAAAUAAACGUGGAGAAAAGUUGGCAUGCAGUUAUAGGUAUUGUACAUGUUGGAACACACACGGUGAUUCAUCGUAGUCCUCCUCCACAAGACCUCCAGCAGCCAGAACAAAGAUCAGACAGUGGCAAAAUGCCACCUUCACCCCCGAAUAAGGUAGACAAGGUUGGUUUCUGGGGUCCCCCAACCUCGACACUCGACUGGUGCGAGUACAACUAUGAAAUCAGCUUCUAUAUGGCCGAAUUCUGGAACACGGUGUCUAACUUGAUCAUGAUUGUUCCGCCUUUAUGGGGAAUCUACCUCGGCUUUAAGCACCAUAUCGGGAUGCGGAUUGUCCUCUGCUACGCCUCUUUGCUCAUUGUGGGCAUAGGAUCGUGGCUAUUCCACAUGACAUUACUUUAUCGAAUGCAGUUGAUGGAUGAAUUGCCCAUGGUAUGGGGCACCCUGGCUUCUGCCUAUGCGCUGUUCGACAUCAACUCGAGUAGGUCGCAAAUAAAUUGGUGGCUAGCUUCGCUGCUUAUAACCUACGGUAGCGUCAUCACCGUGAUUUAUAUAACCAUCAACGUGCCGAUUUUCCAUCAGGUAGCUUACGGGCUGCUGGUGACAGCUUGCUUCCUAUAUAGCUAUAUAUUAUCUAGGAAAAAGUACUUCCCGAUGCGAUGGUUUGUUCUGUCGCUGGGCCUUUAUCUUAUCGGUUUCUGUGUAUGGAACAUUGACAACGUCUUCUGUCGAAACCUUCGACACAUCCGUCAGCGACUACCUGUUAUUCUAGGGCCGAUUACGCAACUUCAUGCCUGGUGGCAUUUUUUCGCCGGCUAUGCUUCGUAUUUGUCGAUUUUGUACCUGCAACAGGCGCGGCUUACCGUUCUUAAGCGGAGAAGUUCCAUCAAAUUUGGCGUGCUUGGACUCUAUGUCAAGAUAGAUAUGGAGCGCGAUCGCGCCGAAUAGUAAUUCUGGUGAUCGCUGGAUAUUGGCUAGUCAGGCCGGUUUCCCGAGAGGGCUUCGUAAAUCUUUUCGGAACACUUCAGUGCGAUUGCUGUCGAGCACAGUUACGAGACGAUCGACUGACCGAUGGCCAAUAGAAAUGCAGGCGUUUCUGGUCAUUGGUUACAGUCGUUUGACCGCACCACUGGAUCUUGUCCGCCAGCUACCCUUAAUAGAGCACAAUGAAGGCAGUCAGUAGUAGGCGAAAACCACGCAUUUCCAAACAGUCAAGCAAACAUCUGAUUUGCUCAAACCAAACGCUAAAUCCAUGACCAACAGGCAAUAACCAGCGAGAGAUUCCAGGUGCGCAGUAUAUAAAAACCUGCCUGAUUAAUCUGAAGGUGCUACGAUGAAAAGUUCAUAUUGAAUGCUGUGCAACGGCACUAAAAACUCGAUUCUAAAUAAUACUAUCUAUCAUCCAAUCAAAAUCACUUUCAGCUUGAGCAAUUUAUAUACAAAUACAUAUAGUUACAUUUAUAUAAAGAUAUAUUUACAUCGGGCAGACUCCUACAUGUUAUACACACGAUGUCCCGAACAAAAUGCCAAAGAUUGUAUACAUUUCAUCACGUGUAAGCUCUCGUAUUGUGUCGGUUAAUAGUGAGGUACAACUUUUAUAUAAUGUAUGUUCUGACGUAUCUGAACGUGACAAGGUGCCAUUUUAUUCUGUUUUACUUGCUUACCAUUCCCUU